GUUUUUAUUUUUUGAGGUAAGGUCUAGCUCGUCUCCAGGCUGGAGUGCAGCGGCUCAACCACAGUUCACUGCAGGCUGCCACUCCUGGGCUCCAGUGUCCCCCAGCCUCAGCCUCUGGAGUAGCUGGGACUACAGGUACGUGCCACCAUGCCCGGCUCAUUUUUUAAAUUUCAUAGAGAUGGGGUCUUGCUCUAUUGCCCAGGCCCAUCUCAAAAUCCUGGGCUCAAGUGAUCCUCCCACCUUGGCCUCCCUAACUGUUGGGAUUACAGGUGUGAGCCACUGUGCCCGGCCCUCUAAGUAUUUCAGUUUUACACAUAGGACCGGCCUCAUGAUCCCAUGCUCAGCUGAACAGCGACCCCCCAAAAGAUGCUCGGGUCCUGUGAAUGCUAUAUGGCAAAGGAAGGACUUUCCUGGCUGGAUUAAAUUGGGGUGGGGGCCUCCCUAGGUCACCCAGGUGGCUUCUACCUGUCAUCCCAAAGGGCCUCUGAAGAGAGGACCACACAGAGGAGCCACGUGGCCACCGAGGCAGAGGCUGGAGUGCUGCAGACACCAGCGCCGAGACACCCAGGGCCAUUGGGAGCUAGGAGAGGCACGGGGGACGCACCCCCAGCACCUCCACCAGGCAGAUUUCGGGCUGCUACCCUCCAGGGCCCAGAGAGGCUUUGUGUUGUUUUGAGCCAGGAAGCAUGUGGUCAUUAGCUCCAGAGCAGACAGGAAACGAACCUACAGCCGUGCACCACAUAACGUUGCCAACACGCAAUGCGACGAUGCUCCCAUAAGGUCACAAUUCGGUAUUUUUACUGCACCUGUUCUAUGUUUAGACGGGUUUAGAUACACAAAUACCAGUGAGUCCCAGCUGCCUACGCUAUUCAGUGCAGUCACCUGCUGCACAGGCUUGUGGUUCAGGAGCAGCAGGCGUGACACACGGCCCCGGCGUAGUGGGCUGUGCCACCAGGCUCGGUCGGUGUGCAUGCACUCUGUGUUCACACAGAAUCACCCGAGGACGCAUUUCUCAGAAGGAACGAAUCCUUUUCGUUAAACAACAUACGCCGCACCCUCUAAGAGCAAAGAUCUUCCCCCUUCCUCUCGGCCAGGAGUUGAGCUCCCAGCAUCAACCAAGGCCUGUGCUGUCAAACGCAGGUUGCUGUGCUAGACUGCAAAGUGACCGGGUCCUGGAGGCGCACGUGGCCGAGCUCAGAAGACCCUCGCACCCUCCAAACGGCAGAGCAGGGCGCCCUGGGGCCAGGGGCAUAGGGCAGCCGCUGCCUGCUUCUAUGACUGGCACCCAGAGUCUUGAACCCUAGGCUGCACAAAUACAAUUCCUGCUUGGCUCCCAACCGGCCCUGGACACCGCCAAAGGGCCUUCUCUCCACACUCCUGGAACAAAAGCGCGUCCUGCCUGCCCGAGAAACAGUCACGGGUGGCGGGAAACUAAAACCUUCCUUUGACUACAGGAAAAUUCCCAAGGGGUUUUCUGUUUUUUUCAUCUGAAACCCUCUGCGUGUGGUAACCAUGCACCAGUGUGCUGCGCGUUCACUUACAACUACCCACGUUCGUGUACAUGUCACGGACGGGGGAUGCAGGCCCCAGGAGGAAGGGACCUGCUGACCUGCUGAGGUCACACAGCUCGCUGCUAGCAGGAGAGGGUGUGAACCAGCCGCCGCUUACCGUUGUCUCUGAGGUUCCUGGGCCGCCCCGGCCUGCCUCAGUGUCCCCUUCUGACCCAGUUGCAUUCCUGGCCCCUGUCUGGCUGUGCCCUCCACGCCGUCCCCUCUCCGGAGGGCCUGCCUGCAGCACUUGGCUUGCUGGAGUCUCUGGCGUCUGCCCGGGAAGCACAGCCUGGACCUGCCCCCUCGGCCCCUCUCCCACCGACCCUGGGCGGCCCUGGGCGUCCGCGGGGUCUGGACCCACCGAGAGGGCACCUUCCCUGCGCCGCCGCAGAUAAGUGGCCCCGCUCUUGGGAGACCUUAAUUUGGGAGGCUCUGCUCCCUCAAGACCCAGUCCAUCCUCCCACAACCCCCUCGCGGUAUCCGGGGGCCGUCCCCCUCCCCGUAGUCCCGCGGGUGGAGGGGAUUCAGGUGAGCCCGGGGGUGGAGCCCUUCUCCAACCGUGGCGGCAAAAGCAGCCCGGGACCUCAGGCACAGGCGCAGAGGCGCGCGGGGCCCGGCCCGUCAAUUAGGGAGGGCCUCCGGAAGGAGGUGGCCCGGCCCGCAGCCCGCCCGGCGCACCUGCUCCCUCCUCACCUGCCGCACGACGCGGUCCCCUCCCUGCAGCCACCUGCCCUGGGGAGAGGAACCUCGGUCCCCAGCAUCGCGACCCCUCCAGCCUCGCGGGUCCCAACCGGUGUCCCUGAGCGUGUCCCGGGAAGCGCACGUCCACGCUGGCGCUGAAAGGGGUUUUCUGGCUCCAGGGACGGGACGCGCCCUAGACAGUCCCGCUCAGACGGGGCUGCGCGCCCGACCUCACCCGGGUGCGGACGCCGCUGCCUCCGCCCUGCGCGCCGAGGGCCCAGUUCAACUCUUCCCGCCAGUAGGGCUGGCGACCCCCGACCCGCCCUCUGCCAGGCGCAGGACUUUAAACCCCCCAACCCCCAUCUCUCAGCCUGGCGGGGGAGGGGAAGUCGCCGGGCUUCGGUGCUUCCUGCUCGCCCGCCCCCGCCGCUCUCUCUUCCGCCUUCUUGUUUUGUGCCUGGCCUCUCGGCUCCUUCCACGGGGAGAGGUUUCCGUAUGUUUUAAGCUUUUGUCCACGUCGUUCUCUACCUCUUGGCUGAAGGAAUGACAGCCUGCAGGGUACCGUCCGGGGCCCCGUCUCCCGGCGCCUCUGGCCUCCUCCGCGCGCCUGAAGCGGUGGGGGUCUAAGCAGACCACAGACUGGGGCGCCGGGAGGAGGGUGCCCCGCUGCCCUGUCCAGCAGCCUCAGCCAGGCCCUUCCGGGGGCGCCUCUGCAGAAAGGGGGUCACGUCCCCUCUGGGCCCUACCUUACCCUGAGACCCCUAAACCAGGGGCCCCACCCGAAAUCAGGGCCUCUUUGGGUCACCUGGCUUGUGGGGAUCAGGGAGGGAGAGUUUUGGGCUGGGGGGUUGUGGGGAAAGCAGGGGCCCUGGGUCCAACCCUCGGCUGCGUGGCGCGGCCUUUUCCAGACCCGCUGCCCCAGACUCCGGGCCAGACGCCACUGCCAAGGCUGACGAGCUCAGAGCCCGAGCCGCAGGCUGCCUUGGUUUCCCGGCUGCGGCUCCUCAGUGCCAGUGUUAGGCAAACAGGCUGCGCCAGCGCCCUCGCCUCUAGACCGCUGAGGGAGGAAGGCCAGGUGGGGGUGGGCUGGGGCUGGCCCGGAGGGUAGAGCCCGCCCACCUUCCCUCCCUCCUCGCAUUCAUGCAUUCAUUCAGUCAAUCACUCAUUCCUCAGCAGUCGCUGAGUUCACUCGCCCAAGUCCUGGAGAUCAUCCGAGCGGAGCGGGCUGGGGGCUUGGCGCUCUCCCAGCGCGGCCUUGGGGCCUGGGUCCCCGGACCCCUCCUCAGGGAGGGCCCCAGGACCCGGGCAUUCUGCGCCUGGCCUCCCACGGUCCCCUCCCCCGCCGCGCCAGCCCCCGCAGCACCCCUAGCCACCUUCCUCCCGGGCAUCUCCCACCCCUGCGCUUCCCGGGGCACCAAGGCCUCCAGGUCCGCGUGCAGGCGGACGGCCCGACCUGCCUCUGUCCCACCUCCGGCCGACGGGCACACUCGCCUGGGCAGAGCUGAACUUUCUGGAGCCGCCGCGCCCCACGCCUCGGCGCGGCCUCGGUAGUGAGAGCAGCCAGGUCGGGGGCAGGGACGGGCCGGGGGCGGGGCAGACCGGGGACAGGGACGGGGCGGGGACACUACUGCCUCCCGCCCGCCGCGCGCUGGGCGCUCAGAGCUCGGGCGCAGCGGGAGCGCAGUUAGACCGGUCUCCAGUGCCCCGAGGUUGCGGCUCCCCGAGGCCUCCCGCAGCCCAAGUUCUCCGUGGCCCGAGGUCUCCGCCAGCGCCAUGCGGCUGAGCAGUCCUGGACUACUCUUCCUGCUCCUCAGCAGCCUUCGAGCCGAAACUCAGGAGAAAGAAGUCAGAGCGAUGGUAGGCAGCGACGUGGAGCUCAGCUGCGCUUCCCCCGAAGGAAGCCGUUUUGAUCUAAAUGACAUUUACGUGUACUGGCAAAUCAGUGACACGGUGGUGGCUUACCACGUCCCGCAGAACAGCUCCUCCUCCGUGGCCAGCCGCUACAGGAACCGGGCGGCGAUGUCGCCAUCCGGGAUGCUGCACGGCGACUUCUCCCUGCGCUUGUUCAAUGUCACCCCUGACGACGAGCAGAAGUUUCGCUGCGUGGUGCUGAGUAAAUCCCUGGGAUUCCAGACAGUCUUGGAAGUUGUGGUCACACUGCAUGUGGCAGCAAACUUCAGCAUGCCGGUCGUCAGCGCGCCCCACAGCCCCUCCCAGGAUGAGCUCACUUUCACGUGUAUGUCUGUGAACGGCUACCCGAGGCCCAGGGUAUACUGGAUCAACAAGACGGACAACAGCCUGCUGGACCAGGCUCUGCAGAAUGACACCAUCGUGCUGAACGCGCAGGGCUUGUACAACGUGGUCAGCGUGCUGAGGAUCGCGGCGACGCCCAGCGUGAACAUCGGCUGCUGCAUCGAGAACGCGCUUCUGCAGCAGAACCUGACUGUGGGCAGCCAGACAGAAAAUCACAUCGGAGGCAGAGACAACAUCACAAAGGACACAGACAGUACCCCUGAGGCGAAGAACGUGGCGGUGUGGAGCGCCCUGGCUGUCCCGUGCCUGCUCGUGGCCCUGGCAAUGUGGGUGUACAGGUGCAGAAGGCCCUGCCGCGGCUAUGCAGGUGUCUGGGCCGCGAGGCCGGAGCCAGAGCUCACUGGCCAUGUUUGCCCGAGCUCACCGCCCAGAAGUGUCAUCCGCACCAAAGGCAAAUGUCCCCAGGUGAGUGGGCUCGCCACCGUCACUGGCAGUCACCCACAGGAAGGGCCUGGUGAUGGGCUCCUCUCCACUCGGAGCAGGCAGGAUUCGGCACCAGGCUCUUCCCAGCACCCAGACCCAUUGGGGACACGUGCCUUCCCAUGAGAUGCGGGACCCUGAGACUGAAGGAAAGGUGUUUGGUUGAAAAGGAGGACCGGACAUCCCCUCUUCCAGGACAGCCUCGGUGCUGCUGGGGUCUCUUGAGGGUGUUAGCGGGAGACCCAGGCAAAGGACCUCUUCUGCCCUGGACGUUCCUGACCUGCCUCCCACCCGGAGGCCACAGGACCCACGCCAGUGCAUGUCUACCAGCAUGGGCAGCCGUCCACACUGAGGAGCCCUGGAGGGCAUCGCUGGCUUCUGCCACACUCCCUGGCCUGGUGAAAAGCUGAGCCGCCUUCAGAAGAGGCACAGGUGGAGUUUGCCAGAAGAAGGGCUGUGCCAGGGCCGUGCUAGGCCAGCAGCAGAGGCUGCCGGGGCUCUGCCUGGGGCCUGCAGUGAGAAAGGAACAGCCCCGGGCACAGCCCAGCAGGGUUGGAGGUGCCCAUGUCCAGCAGGUGCAGGCCUGGCAACGUGGUCCCCAGAGUCCUGAGCAGCGGUUAGGUGCAUGGAGAGGGUGUCACUUGGCAGCCAUGAUCCUCCUUCCCACUGCAGCAGUGAUCCCCAAAGCUUGGGGUGGCUCCCCCUACCUUCACCACCCUCAGCAGCCCCAUUUUGCUCAACCCUGAGGGUCUCAGGAUCCUGAUGAAGACCUCUGACCCCAGCACCAGGCUCCUCAGACACCAACAGUCCCGAGGGGGGCCAGAGACGGCGUGGGCCAGUGCUGAGGGGUGCGACCCUGGGCCCUGACCCGUCCCAGCGCCUUCCACACUGGUCCCCGGAAUGAAUCAGCCACUGACUGUCUCCAGGAGGGCUGGAAAGGACGCUGCCAGGUGACCCGGGGUGCACUUGCCCCAGGGAGAUGGGAUGGACACCUGGCCUGACCCUCAGGAUGCAGUGUCGGCCCUGGGGCUGUGGGCCGAUGCCCCUCCUCCUCCCUUCCCAGAGUCACCUGAUAUUCCCGGGGUCAGUCGGGGCCUGUUACAGCCCCGGUCACUUGGAACUGACAGCUGUGUGAGGCCUGCACUUCUGACUCAGAACAAAACAAGGAGUGAGGACUCAUCAUCACAGUGAGGUUUCAGUACUUGUCACAAGCAAUUGUUUUUCUACAAAAAAAAGCCCCCACCCGGACCUUUAAGUGAAGGUGACCAGGGCUCCACCCGCACUUUUGGCAUGGAAGCAUCAGAAGAUGUAUGGUGUUUGUAAAAGAAUAAUUGCUGUCAGCGGGCAGUGACUGGCAGGGACGAUGAGCUGCCUGGGUGUGGAAAGUGGGGCGUGGUCCCGUUUGCAGUGACUGAGAAGUGACUCCAGGAUGGACCUGCAGGGACACCCAGGGGUCCUAAGCCCCAGGACUGAGGGUCAUGCAUCACUACUCAGGCCUCCCAGGAGAUGCCCUGGGCCUGCUGACCUCACAGGCAGGUCGGGGACACCCCCGCAGGGAGACAGAGUCUGGCUCCAGCUUUUCCCAUUGGAGGUGGUUUUCCUUCACCAGGGGACAGGCAGGAAGGCUGCAGCUGCCCCAGGGGCCCCAGCAGCUUCUGCCCGUCGUGCCCGGGGCUCAAGGGACACUUUGGAGGCUGCUGUCAGCACUGUGCAUCCAAGGCCAUGCCCUCUGUGGGUGGGUGCCCGUGUCUCACCCCCCUGCUGGUCCCCGCAGCCUGCACGCGGCGUCUGUAAGACCCACCCUGUAACACUGCCCAAGACGUCAGCUUCCCCUUUCUCUCCUGCGCUGCGGACAGGCUGGAUGCGUGUCCUGGCAGCCACCUCCAGAAACUCAACUUAAGAGAGAGAGUAAGAUGCAAACCGUGA
Molecule: messenger RNA, 6890 nt
Organism: Callithrix jacchus (white-tufted-ear marmoset)
Lineage: Eukaryota; Metazoa; Chordata; Mammalia; Primates; Cebidae
Gene: ICOSLG
Product: inducible T cell costimulator ligand
Biological process (GO): T cell receptor signaling pathway; regulation of cytokine production
Cellular component (GO): external side of plasma membrane
Molecular function (GO): signaling receptor binding
Source: RefSeq, a predicted model, not a curated record